CUGAUAUACAAAUAUCAAAAUAAAAUUAACUUUUAGCAUUUGCAUUUCUCAGUCCUUACUGACGGUUGGUAUACGACAUACAGCUGUUCAUGCUUUACAAAAGGCAGUAUUAACUGUAACCAUAGUGUGCAAUUUGUUUAAGUUCAGUGCAGACAUCAGAUUUUACAGAAGUGUUAUUGUAGUUCGGAUAUUAUGACAUGCCACAUGACCUUGUCUAAUGCUCCAAAGUCCAAUCUUUAUGCUUCCUAGCAGACUGAAGCUGAAGCCUUACCUUUAUUAUGAGUUUAUCUCUCUGGGGACAUUGCAGAUGUACAGAAAAACGAUGAUGUCAGCGCAAGAUUCCAGUAGCCCUCAGAAUGCUCCCAGUACACCUGAUACCGUCAGCACUUCUUCUUCAAGAAUAAAGGAGGAGCUUCAUCCUUGCUCAGUAUGGAGUUUUACUUCCCCACCCGUAAUAGAGAAGCCAUAUCACUGCCCAGACUGUGGGAAGAGUUUUAGUUACAAGAGGGCUCUCCAAAGACACCAGAGCUUUCACACAGGAGAGAAGCUCUAUCACUGCUCGCAGUGCGGCAAGAAUUUCAACUGCAAGACCGCUCUCCGAGAACAUGAGAGCAUUCACACAGGAGAGAAGCCGUACCACUGCUCGGACUGCGAGAAGAGUUUUACUCGACUGAGUAAUCUACGCGAACACCAACGAAUCCACACGGGAGAGAAACCGUUCGUCUGCUUGCACUGCGGGAAAAGUUUUACUCAGAGGAGUAAUCUUAAAACGCAUCAGCGAGUUCACACCGGAGAGAAGCCGUAUUGUUGUUCGCAGUGCGGGGAAAGUUUCAAACACAAGUCGACUCUCCAGGUACACGAAACCGUCCACACGGGAAAGAAGCUCUAUUACUGCUCGCAGUGCGGGAAGGGUUUUAAUAGGGAGUGCCACUUUCAGAGACACCAGAGCGUUCACACCGGAGAGAAACCAUUUCAGUGCUCGCAGUGUGAGAAGAGUUUUACUCAGCUGAGUAUUUUACGCGAACACCAACGGACUCACACGGGAGAGAAACCGUACGUCUGCUUACAGUGCGGGAAAAGUUUUACUCAGCAGAGCAAUUUACUAACACACCAGCGCAUUCACACGGGAGAGAAACCGUAUCGCUGUUCGGAGUGUGGAAAGCGCUUCACGAAGACGAGUCAUCUUAAGGUCCACCAGCGCAUUCACACCGGGGACAAGCCGCAUUACUGCUCGCAGUGCGGAAAGGGUUUCAUUCAGAGAAGCCAUCUCGAGGCACAUGAGCGUAUUCACACAGGGGACAAACCGCAUCAGUGUUCGCACUGUGGAAAGGGUUUCACUCAGAAAAGUAACCUCCGGCGACACCUCCGCAUCCAUACGGGCGAGAAACCGUACCACUGCUCGUGGUGCGGGAAGAGUUUCACUCGCCAGUGUGGGUUACAACUGCACCAGCACAUUCACAUGGGGGAGAAGCCUCAUCCCUGCUCGGACUGCGGGAAGAGUUUCAGUCGAAGAAGUGACCUCCAUCUCCACCAGCGCACUCACACGGGGGAGAAGCCGUAUCACUGCUCGUUGUGUGGCAAGAGUUUCAAACGACUCGGUGCUUUCCAGUACCACCAACGAGUUCAUACAGGGGAGAAACCCUUUCUCUGCUUACUGUGCGGGAGAACAUUCACUCACCAGUGUACCCUCAAAACACACCAGCGCACCCACACCGGAGAAAAGCCGUAUCACUGUUUGGAGUGCGGGAAAAGAUUCACUCAACCGGGUUAUUUGAAAAUACACCAGCGAAGCCAUACAGGAGAGAAGCCGUAUCAGUGCUCGCAGUGCGGAAAGAGUUUCAACCAGGGAAGCAAUCUCAUUUUACAAAUUCAUGAGCGCACUCACACAGGAGAGAAACCGUAUCAGUGCUCACACUGUGGAAAGAGUUUCAGUCAGACGGGUCACCUCCUGCUCCACCAGCGCAUUCACACUGGGGACAAGCCAUACCGCUGCUCAGAGUGCGGGAAGAGUUUCACUCAGAAAGGUAACCUACAGGCACAUGAGCGUGCUCACACAGGAGAGAAGCUGCAUCACUGCUCACAGUGUGGAAAGAGUUUCAGUCAGAGUAGUAGCCUCCGACGACACCAGAGCAUACACACCGGGGACAAGCCACAUCAGUGCUCGCAGUGUGGGAAAAGUUUCGCUCAGAGCACCCAUCUCCAACGACACCAGCUCGUUCACACGGGCGAGAAGCCGUACCACUGCUCACACUGUGGAAAGAGUUUCACUAGCCAGCGCAGUUUAAAAACGCACCAGCACUUUCACACGGGACAAAAGCCGUAUCCCUGCUCAGACUGCGGGAAGAGUUUCACUCGGAGAAGUCACCUCGAGCUCCACCAGCGUAGUCACACAGGCGAGAAGCUGUAUCACUGCUCACUGUGUGGGAGGAGUUUUAAUCGACUCGGUGAUUUGCUUGAACACCAUCGAAUUCAUACGGGAGAGAAACCGUUCAUCUGCUCGCAAUGUGGGAAACGAUUUACUCAGCGGCGUACUCUCAAAAUGCAUCGACGUAGCCAUACGGGAGAGAAGCCGUAUCAGUGCUCGCAGUGCGAAAAGAGUUUCACUCGGAGACGUGCUCUUCGGCAACAUCAGCGCGUUCACACAGGAGAUAGCUGAGUUGUGUUGUUUACUUAGUAGAUUUUGUCUUGUAUACCAUCCUGUUUAAAAAGGAGGGGGACAUAUGGGUUUAAAUCAGCAGCUACUUACAAGCAUUUGCUUUCGUAAUUGCUGUGGCAAUUAUUACGUUUCAGCUCACAACACUACUUUAAACCGUAACUGAUUCAGUGAGCAGCGCCUCAUUUCUUACACAACCAUGUCCGAAGAUGUAUCCCUGCAUCAAGCAAAGACAACAACUAAGUAGAUUGCUGAAAAGACUGGAAAUGGCUUAAGAACUGUCCAAUACAUUGUCAAUUUCUGGAAAGUUAAACCAUCAGCUUCAUGAGGGAAAGAAAGUUAAACCAUCAGCUUCAUGAGGGAAAGAAAGAAAAUGUUGUUGAAAAAAAUCAUAAAUGAUUGGAGGAUAAAGACUUGGUCUAGUGACCAGAAGGUCCAGAGUUCAAACCUCGGAACUUUAAAUAUCUAUUAUAUAUCCAAGCUUGGAUUUAUAAUCAGAUAAAAUGUAAGUCGAUCCGAAUAAUAGCUUCUGCCAAAUGUUGUUAAUGAUUUCACUUUGGAGCAAUCAAAGAUGUUUAUGUUGUCUGAUGAGUGAGACUCUGAAGGCAGUGUUAUGAUCUGUGGUUGCUUCAGUUGCUCAGGUCUAGGCUCAACAAC
Messenger RNA from Clarias gariepinus (North African catfish), 3310 nucleotides. Its product is annotated as oocyte zinc finger protein XlCOF6-like. Gene Ontology annotation, molecular function: DNA-binding transcription factor activity, RNA polymerase II-specific; RNA polymerase II transcription regulatory region sequence-specific DNA binding. The record is from RefSeq and is a predicted model, not a curated record. Bases 218 to 2656 code for a protein of 812 amino acids. The transcript has 4 exons. NCBI's taxonomy places the organism in Eukaryota, Metazoa, Chordata, Actinopteri, Siluriformes, Clariidae. Gene Ontology annotation, cellular component: nucleus. Gene Ontology annotation, biological process: regulation of transcription by RNA polymerase II.